Ichthyophthirius multifiliis is the source of this 873-nucleotide messenger RNA. RefSeq lists its product as hypothetical. Gene Ontology annotation, cellular component: nucleolus. The transcript has 8 exons. Gene Ontology annotation, biological process: DNA replication initiation. NCBI's taxonomy places the organism in Eukaryota, Ciliophora, Oligohymenophorea, Hymenostomatida. Gene Ontology annotation, molecular function: chromatin binding. The record is from RefSeq and is a predicted model, not a curated record.
AUGAACUAAACUUAGUUUAAUGCACAUAAUUACUUACUCACUGGUACAAAUAUUCAAAGACAUAACACCAUUGAAAGGUCUGUUAUAUAAAUGGAAUGCAAACUUUAUGAAUUUUAUGAAAAGUUUGUUAAAGUUAUGGGAUAUUUUGCAAAAUUAAAAAACAAAUAUGCUAAAUAAUAAGGUUAGGAAAUAAGUGAUAAACUUAAAGAAUAAUAUAAUGAAUUAAGAUUAAUAGGAUCGAAAUCUCUUUUAAAUUUACUUAAGCAUUUAUAUCACUUUAAUUUUUCUAAAGAAAUAGCAGAGUUUGUAGUUCAUAAGAUAUGUUCAAUUGAUUUGAAAGUACAGGAGCCAGCCAAAUCUACAAUAAAAAAAAUACUUUCAGAUCCAACUCAUUCUUUAUAUGAGAUAAAAGUUGUUUUAUUAAAAGAAAUGGGGAAAAUGCUUAAUUAGACAUCAGAAAAGGAUCUUCCUGAUGAUUUUAUUGAAAUUAUAAAUAAUGUUUCAAUAGAUUCUAAAUACUUAAAAAAAGAUUUAGACGAAGAAAAAAAGAAAAAAAUAUAAGAUGCCUUCUCCAACAAAAUUUUUUUCUUCUUUAAUGGAUGGAAUAGUUAAAAACAUUCGAAAAUUAAUAGAAUGCUUGAUGAUGAAAAUGAUGGAUUCGGAUUAAAUAGAUAUAAUGAAAAAAUUGAAGAUCCUUAAACUACUAAUGCUAUCAAUACUUCUAUUAAUGAAGAUAUAUCUAAAAUAUCUAAUUAAACGAAAUCAAAUGAAAUAAAGAAUAUAGUCAAUAAAAUAUUAAAAUAAGAGCCUUUACAUCCUUCAUUAUCAAGUUUAUCAGUAGUUUAAUUUUACCAAAAAUAUUAAAAUUUAUGA